Molecule: messenger RNA, 7670 nt
Organism: Myxocyprinus asiaticus (Chinese sucker)
Lineage: Eukaryota; Metazoa; Chordata; Actinopteri; Cypriniformes; Catostomidae
Product: zinc finger E-box-binding homeobox 2-like
Exons: 8
Coding region: 354-3245 (963 amino acids)
Biological process (GO): regulation of transcription by RNA polymerase II; anatomical structure development
Molecular function (GO): DNA-binding transcription factor activity, RNA polymerase II-specific; RNA polymerase II cis-regulatory region sequence-specific DNA binding
Source: RefSeq, a predicted model, not a curated record
GUAUAGCUAUUGCAAUAAUUAACAGUAUAGACAGCAGUGGUUUAAACGUUAUUAUCAUGUAUUUUUGAUAUCAUAAAGUAGCCUAUUGCAUUUAAGUCAUGAACAGAAAGUCUCUUGAAUAUGCACGUUUAGAAAUCACUUUUUAAAGAACACACUUCACAGUUUGGGGUGACAAGGGUUGACACCCGCAUUAAAGUAUCUGCGAUCAACACGCCUCCGAUGACAUCACAAGAGCCGCGGCUGAUCGCGACGCGCGUUUGAAGCGUUGCUCCAGUGACGCGCUGAAUGGAGCGACUUCACUCGUUUAUCCAUCCGAUCCGCUCGCUCGAUCCCCGGGCAAUUACCGCGACGACAUGGCAGAACGGCACCUUGGGAAACGGAGGAAACAAGCAAACCCAAGAAGAAAUCAAGGUGACGUGGAGCGAUGUCUGGGCUCUGAGGGUGAAGAUGAAGGCAGUGUUUGGGGUAUGGACGCUCUGGACGGCAGAGAUGCUCAGGAUAAAAUUAGUCUGACGCCCAGCGAGGGCACUGAGCCUGGCAGUCCUGUCCCGUGUGCCCACUCACACAGUCUGAGUCCGCCGGGAGAGAGCUGGGGCGAGACGGAAACCACAUCCCUCAAAAACACGCCCGCAGACCCAGAACACACCAACAACAGCAUGUACGGUCAAAGUGACGCUCGUGUCUUAGAGAACGAUUCCCGUUACGACUCAAUGGUGCAGCUGAGAAAAUUGUCGCAUCUUCUCAGUCCACAACGCAAUGGAUCCGUGAACUUGUACCAUAUAGGCGCCGUUCAUGGCAACACGUCACCCGUCUGCUGGUCACCAGAAGAACACGAGUCAUCCGAGGGGAAAGACAGUGUACCCCUAAACUCUGAUGGCACACGGAUGCCAGUUCAAACAUGCCCAUAUUGCCAGCGGACGUACCGACAUGAUGCCUCUCUGAGAGAACAUGUGAAGUUCUGCCAGGACAGAGACGGAGGGGACAACGUUUGCCCUCUCUGUGGGUACAGUACGCCAUACCACGCACAAAUGGAACGCCACCUCAGCCUUCACAGCCAAACUCAAGACAAGAAUGCCAUGUCUGAUUCAGCCAUUGAGAACAGGAAGUUUAAGUGUAAUCAGUGCGGAAAAGCCUUUAAAUACAAACAUCACCUUAAAGAGCAUCUUCGCAUUCACAGUGGUGAAAAGCCGUACGAGUGCUCGAACUGUAAGAAGCGUUUCAGUCACUCUGGGUCCUACAGCUCUCACCUCAGCAGUAAAAAGUGCCUAAGUGGAGGCGGGACAGGAAACGGAGCUCAUUUUAAUGGCCACUCCCACACUGCCUACCUCUUCCCCUCUCCAAUGUCGCCUACGGUGGUUGGCGGUAGAAACGGCAGUCGAGGAAAGGGCUCUCCGUAUGCCGCACUGGGUCAAUACCCAAUGGACCCACUUGCCGCGCCAAGACAGGAGUCUAUGCCCAUUUCGCAUGCAGUGGAUUUGGGCAGGUCAUGGGACCCUACAGCAGAUUUGGCCAUGAGGACGGGCGUUUUUAAAGGCACCACUCUGCUACCUUUACUGCCGUCGCGCAGCAAGUUUGAACACCUGUUGCAGGAAAUGCUUCGGAAGGAAGUUGGAGAAGAGGGACAAGCAAGAGAGAGGAAAAAUGAGGCACCCAUCAGUGCCGUGACAUGUCGAUGGUGCUCACAGGUGUUUCCCAGCGAAGCGCUGCUAACGCAUCACGAGCGGUAUCAGUGCCGGAGCAAAGAUAUCGUGAACAAUCCACUGUCACAGCGACCCAAAAACGGAUCUCCACUGAACUUCUCUCGACCAUCAAACCUGCCGUAUGACACCCAGACAUCACCAAUCACCAAUAACGUGCCUUAUAGACCCCUUUCAUCGCCCCAGCGGGCAUCCUGGCAUUCCGUGCCACAGCAGAUCCUUGUGCCUUUACCUACACCAGUAUUAUCCCAAGAGAAACACUGGCCACAUGAAGAAACUAGUAGUCCGAGAAAACCAAAUUCCAUUGACCCAACAUCCCCAACAUUACCUGAAUGCCAACACCUGAUCACCUCAAGGUUUGGUUCUCCACCUUGCCUGGAUCUGUCUUUUAAUUCCACAUCGCCACGUCACUCGAGCCAUCAUAUUACGGUAUCAGGAUUGAUCCAGAAUGAACCCUUGGACUUAUCCAUCCCCAAAGCCCAUUCUACCUCUGGAAGCAUAUCACGAGAAACCAGAGAUCAAACUUGUAAUGGCUACUCGCCACAGCAAGAGAGAUGUGACAUGGAUAGUAUGAUCAAGAGACUAACUCCGCCCUCUCAGCAGCAGGUGGGUGGGGCCUAUGCAGCGUCACCACUCUUUGGAAGCAUGGUUUUUAGCAACUACCCCCUCUUUAAUCACAUAAUCCCUGGAAGUCUAGCAGGAAUGGGGCACAGUGGUCUGACAUCACUUUCUCUCACGCCACCAACACCUAGCCCUGGGUUUUUCUCUCCAGUGGCGUAUAUGGUGGAGACGGAGUCAGAAUCGAUGUUGAAGAGAAUACAACACGAAAGACACUCUGUGAUGAAUGAGGCUUUGAAUCGAGGUGGUCUGGAGUAUCUGUCUCUGAUGGAUGAUGGGAUGGAUGGUGAGAUCAGCACCGGGAGAAAAAGACUGAAAAAGACAGAGGAAGGACUUUACGCAUGCGACAUCUGCAACAAAACCUUCCAGAAGAGCAGCUCUCUCCUUCGACAUAAAUACGAGCACACAGGGAAGAGACCCCAUGAGUGUCAAAUCUGCAAGAAGGCUUUUAAACACAAGCAUCAUUUGAUCGAGCACAGCCGUCUGCACUCCGGAGAGAAGCCGUAUCAGUGUGAUAAAUGCGGUAAACGAUUCUCUCACUCCGGUUCCUACUCGCAACACAUGAAUCACCGUUACGCAUUCUGCAGCCGCGACAGCGACCCGGAUGCACCCGGAGAUGAUGCGAUGCUGGGGGACGGCAUUCCGUACCUGAGCCCUGUCACGGAGCGCCAGGACAGUGGCGCGUAUCUCAGCGACUCUAGUAUGGAGGGAGCGCCGCUGGAGUACAGAGAGGAAGAGGAGGAGGAAGAGGAGAGCUCACUCAGUAAUCACAUCCAUGAGAGAGGGAUGAGAACAGAUGCACAGCAGAUAAAGGAAGAAAGUGAGGACAAAUCCUUAGAGGACAGACAAGACACGGAGUUGAACAACCAGGAGAAUCUGAUUAAAACUGAAGGGAAUGAAGACGUGGAGAGGACAAACGAGAUGGAAUGAGACAGGGAACAUCUCAGCAGUGUUUACCAAACAUGCACAUCCACACUCCAGUUUUAUGGACACUCUGGGAUACGUUGCAUUUUUGGCAUCCAAAACAACGUGUCAGAACAACAGAACUGUGACAUGACUGUGAACAUUCAAAGACAUUUCGAAUUAAAGUGCUUUUAGGUCAAUGCCAAAUAAUUCUGAGACCACAAGUGAAAAUUGUUCUACUUAAACAGAACUUUGAAUGUGUUCUCAGAGUUUUGGUCCCCGCUGUAUAUUUCUCCAAAAACUGAAGGGUUUCCCCUCCAACAUAUCUGUGCUGUGAAAGGCAUAAAUAUGUUUACAACUUAGUCAACUUAGUAAACAAGUAUUUAAUGAAUGAAUAAAUAAAGCUCAAGAGCACAUAUUUACAGAUGUCUACACACAAAUCCACCAAUAAGCUCAUACUCUUGUUUUGGGUACAUACUCUUAAGGAGACAAAAGUUGCAGUAUUCUGAGGAACAGACUCUUUAAAGCAAGGGCGUAGCCAGGAAAUUACUUUUGGGUGGGCCUCAAUAGAAAUGGAUGGGACAAUUAUUUUUUUUUUUAACCAAACUUUCCUUAACAACAGAGAAGAGGCGCAUUCAAACAGUUCUUUCAAACUUUCAGAAAUGUGAAAUUAUGCAUUUUUAAAAAUGUUUUAUAAAUGUGUGUUUGGAGCAAAAGAAUAAUCUCGACUAUUCUGGGUGGGUUUAGGCCUACCACAGCCCACCCUUGGCUACGCCACUGCAUGAAAAGGUACAAAAUAGGACCUAAGGGUACAAUUAUGUACCCAAAGGAGAAUUGCAAAGGUCCCCUUAAGGGUACCACCCCAGUGACGGCCCUUGUACCUUUAAUGUUUUUUUUUGUUUUUUUCUAAGAGUGCAUCAGUUACAAAUAAGUACUGGGAAAAUAUUUAAAUAUAUGAUAUUUCAAUAAAAUAAAUAUUUUAAAAUAGGGUUCUGAAUAACAUUCACAGUUUACAGAGAGUAAGUCGAGAUUUAGUUAAGGAAUGGUUCACUUCUGGAUCAUGCAGAUAAUAAAAUAAUUAUUUUAAACUGAACUAGAACUUAAAUCUAAGAUUAAACAGAUAUUUGACAUCUAUGAACUGAAAAAACAAAAAAAGAGUGUACAAUUUUAAGAUAAUGACAGACAUUUGAACCUCAAACUAGAGUUUUACCUUCUUAGCACGAGAUCUGUUUAUACAUUCAGAGAGCGAACGAGGCCGACAAAUCUGAUCUGAUAUUUGAUACACAAAAAAAUUAGUUUUUUUAUUAUUGUGUACAUUUUGCAAAACUAUUGAUUCAUGGAAAGACAAACAAACAGACAGAUAGACAGACAGACAGACAUAGAGACAGACAGAGAGACAGACAGAAAGAAAGACAGACAGAGAGACAGACAGAGAGACAUAGAGACAGACAGAGAGACAGACAGAAAGAAAGACAGACAGACAGACAGACAUAGAGACAGACAGAGAGACAGACAGAAAGAAAGAUAGACAGAGAGACAGACAGACAUACAGAAAGACAGAGAGACAGAAAGAUAGACAGAGAGACAGACAGAAAGACAGACAGACAGACAGAGAGACAGACAUACCGAAAGACAGACACACAGAAAGACAGACACACAGAAAGACAGACAGAGAGACAGAAAGAAAGAUAGACAGAGAGACAGACAGAAAGACAGAGAGACAGAAAGAAAGAUAGAGAGACAGACACACAGAAAGACAGACAGACAGACAGAUAGACAGACAGACAUACCGAAAGACAGACAGACAGACACACAGAAAGACAGACAGAGAGACAGAAAGAAAGAUAGACAGAGAGACAGACACACAGAAAGACAGACAGACAGACACACAGAAAGACAGACAGACAGACAGAGACAGAAAGAAAGAUAGACAGAGAGACAGACAGAAAGACAGACAGAGACAGAAAGAUAGACAGAGACAGACAUACAGAAAGACAGACAGACAGACACACAGAAAGACAGACAGACAGAGAGACAGACAAACAGAGAGACAGACAGAAAGGAAGAGAGACAGACAGAAAUCCAGAAAGACAGACAAACAGAGAGACAGACAAAAAGAGACAGAUAGACAGACAGAGACAGACAGACAUACAGAAAAACGGACAGAUAGACAGACAGAAAUACAGACAGACAGACAAACAGAGACAGACAUACAGAAAGACAGAAAGACAGACAGACAGAAAGACAGAGAGAAAAAAGCAGGCUAGAAUCCAAAAGCACGUCACAAAACCGUAGUAUUCUAUAUACACACACACACACACACUAUAUGGCCAAAAGUUUGUGGACACCCCCUUCUCAUUAACAAAUUUGGUUACUCCAUUAAAUCCAGUAAAGAAAAGUCGUAAUGUUUCUUUAUGUAAUGGCUUGGGCUUUGUGUGCUUCCAAAUUUGUGGCAACUGUUUGGGGAUAGCCCUUUUCUGUUCCAGCAUGACAAUACCCCUGUGAACAAACUGAGGUCCAGAAAGAAAUGCUUUACUGUCUCUGGUGUGGAAGAAACUGACUGUCCUGCACAAAGCCCAGACCUGAACCCCACUGAUCACUUUUGGGCCCCAUCGACCAACAUCAGUUCCUGACCUCACUGAUAGCCUUGUGUCUGAAUGAGAGCAAAUCCCUGCAGCCAUGUUACUACAUACAGUAUAGUGGAAAGACUUCCCAAAAGAGUGGAAGCUUUUAUUACAGCAAAGGGGGAAACUGAUGCCUAAGGUUUUGAAAUCAAAUGUUCAUCAAGCACAUAUGGUGUCCACAAACUUUUGGCCAUAUAGUGUGUGUAUAUAUAUAAUUUUAUAUAUAGUAUCUACUGUACUAUAAACUGCACUAAACCCAACCUCAGAUACAGGGCACACUCAGAGCUUUUUAAUACCAAAUUAUGCAAAUGUGUAGUAUUUAAUUAUCAAUAGAGGACAAUUUCAGAAACAAAGUUAAAUGGUGCUUACCAUCUGCAUUCACUAGUUACUUGUCUUUUCUACUUCAAUGACAAAUUCUCUGUUUACCUGUAAACAUGGACAUUUCCAGCAGUGUUAUUUUUGUAUCCAAAUGUUUAAGAUUUGUUAAAAUGUUAAUACAUUGCCUUUGUAAUUAAACUGUACAUAUUUUAGACAAUACAGGUGUUGAAGUUUCUAAAUUGUAUUUCUUCUUUGGAAGCGUGAGGAUGGUUCCUUUUUAGUCACGUAAAACAUAAAUCUUCGUCACUCAUACAUGUGACGCCAGCUACACUUGACUGAAAUGACCAGACACGUUUUCUUUCUAAUGACACUAAAUGAGUGCAGUGUCAGGGGAAAUGUGUUACCAUGUGGGGGGGGCACCCCGUUUACCGUACUGACUAAAAUCUGCACUGAUGUCAGGCCUCCCCCUGAACACGGUAAAACUAAAACACUGCGGUUAAAGUCUUACUAACAAAUAAACAAAACUUCUUUACAUUAUUAUUAUUAUGGUACAAAAUGUUACGUUUGCACAUUCAGAAUAGCAUCCUACCAUACUACUCUUACUCUUUCUGUAGUAUGCACUAUGAAUGCAAAUGUUAAGCUUGGAAUCUCUAGAGACAUUUGCCCAAAUGUGCCCAGAUGGCAUGGAGAAGCAGCUUAUGUCAGAGGUGUUGCUCACCUGCUCAUCCUAAUCCUGAUCCUAAAAUGACAAAUAGCAGAGAAACUAAAAAUCACCUAAUAAUAAAAUGUUCUCAGCGAGCCUUAUGAACUGAUAUGUAAAUCAGAAGUUUUUACUUGGGUCAACGGGAAACACGGGAGCAUUUAUCGUGAGAACUUUCACAUGUGUGUUAUAGAGGCACUCUUUCCAAAUCGAUGACUUUUCUCUUUUUUUUAUUGUCAAAUGAUUGUGAAAUACAGAAUUUGAAGGGAGGAAAAGCGAAUUAUACAUCGGCUACUGUAUGUGGUGUCGUGAGAAAUGUUUUCCAGCUAUAUGAGAUACAAGUUAAUGUACAGAUAACAAAAGAAAAAGAAAAAUGAGUUCUCACAUUUAAGAUUACAGACAUAAUGAAAUAUGUAGAGACAGUGUAGGAAUACAAGGACUGGUUAUGAAGCCAGACAAUGAACUUAAUUUAUAUUACAUAUGCCUAUUUCUCUUAAAGGGACAGCUCACACAAAAAUGAAAAUCCUGUCAUCAUUUACUCACCCUCAUAUUGUUGUAAACCUUUGAAGCUAUCAUAUGUCUUCAGAAGACUUGGAAUAUAGCAAACGAGUCGUUUGAACUAUCUUUAUUAUACUUUCAAGGUGUCAGUCCUCAUUCACUCUCAUUGUAUGGUAAAGAACAGCAUGAACUUUCUGCUAAACAUCUUUUGUGUGGGAAAAAAAAAAUCAAACGGGUUUGGAACAACAUAAGUGUGAGUAGAUGAUGACAGAAUUUUUAAUAUUAGAGUCGAUUAUGACUUUAUCACAGGCC